AUGCAAAUAGCAUUUGUGCUGCCACCAGCGGUCUUCAUAGUUUCCUCGAUGCAAAAUACAUUAUUUUUAUCAACUACGAUUCUUCUACUCAUUGGAUUGUUCUUUCUUUCCUUUUUUUCAUCGACCGAAGCCAUUCUUCUCUAUCCCUCUGGUUCCGUAUUUCAGGUUGAAUCUACGAUCGUCAUUGCAAGGCACGUUAGAGAUCUUCGAGAUACCUAUUCGACGAUUGAAAAUUUAUUGGAGGAAUAUGGCUGGGGAAAUGGAAGAGAAUGCCUUUUAAGGAGUAUUUGCGAACUUGCGGAAGUUCCGUUUCUCAGGAGAGAACAGGAUAUCGUCGAAGAAGCGAUACAUUUAAUUUUAACACCGACUGAGGACUUGGCAAUCUCGGUUAAUUCCACUCAUCGGAGCGUUGAGGAGUCGUACAGGGAGGCUGAACGAUUGGGGAAGUCUGGCGUUGACUGCACGCUAACGUAUCCCAAUUGCAUCGAAUCACCUCUGAAAUCAUUCACCGAAAUCUUAUUUCCUUAGGGAAACAAGGAAAAGGGUUGGCG
Messenger RNA from Vespa mandarinia (Asian giant hornet), 551 nucleotides. RefSeq lists its product as uncharacterized. The record is from RefSeq and is a predicted model, not a curated record. NCBI's taxonomy places the organism in Eukaryota, Metazoa, Arthropoda, Insecta, Hymenoptera, Vespidae.